Didymodactylos carnosus is the source of this 2427-nucleotide messenger RNA. NCBI's taxonomy places the organism in Eukaryota, Metazoa, Rotifera, Eurotatoria, Philodinida, Philodinidae. The record is from the annotation of a GenBank genome assembly.
AUGCAACGUUCCACUAAACCUCCACCAUUUCCAUUUCCAAAAGAAAAUCGAAAAGUAGAAAAGUCUCAUUUAAUCAAACAUGGACCAAAUUCCACAAUUCAACAACGACACCAGCAAUACAAUCAACACUUAUCGCGACAACAAAGUGUUGAAUCAAAAGCAAAUACUCAUAGUGAAAAUCAACAAUUUUUAAAAGAAAUUGUUUCAUGUGUACUCGAUGGACAAGGUAUCGGAUGGUUAAAAAUAAAUCGUGUAAAAAAAUUAAUGGAAGAUGAAAAUUAUCGAAAUUUCGUUCUAAGUAGAUUAAACACAAAUUUAGAUCGAAAAUUUUCUGAUGAAGAUGAUCACAUUGAAGAUGUGAAAGUAAGUCGUGCUGUCUUUAAAGGGAUGACAAAUAUAUUAAGAAGUGUUAUACAAGGUUUGGAAGUGACAUUUGAAAAUUAUAGCUAUAAUCACACUUACAUGAUUGAAAGUGAAAAUCUUUUAUUGUGCCAAUCUCGUUUAGGUGGAAUGGCAUCCGGUUUUCAGUUACUCGAGAUAGCACAUACUCAUUAUUGGCUGAAAGAUAUUAAUCGUGCUGAAUUAAGUCCAAUGUCUGAACGUAAUAGUCCUAUUGGUGGCAGUCGUGAAAGCCUAGCGUCGUUAGAAACUGCGCCCGUUGCUCAAUCUUCAAAUAAUAAUAAUAACAAUAAUAAUAAUAUUCAAUUGCCAUUAGCGUCACAAUCAACUACACCACAAUCUAAUAGUACAGCCGGAGGAUUAGUUGCACAAUUAGGUAGUCUAUGGCGCGAAUCAAAGUUAGCGUUAGCUCGUAGUUAUACAUCAGCCAUCCAGCCAUCUUCAAUAGUUGAAUUAAAAACCAAUCCAAGACAUUCCUUUUCUCCUCAUGAACCAUUUCAUACAUCCGUAUCUGUUAGUCCAUCAUCGACUACAUUACAAAAUAUAAAUAAUGGUAGUUUAGUUUGUAGUAAUAAUAAUAAUAAUAAUAAUAAUAAUAAUAAUAAUAAUGCGACACGUUACAUUAAUAAUAAUAAUCCUGAUACAUCGUCUUCUGCUGAUGGUCAGCAUUUUUCUAACAUUUCAACGUUAAAACAAAGUAAUACUUAUUCACCGACAACUGAUGUUCAGACCACGACACCUAACGAUCCUGUCUUAUUGAACGGUGAUGAAUAUCAAAACAUCGAAAUAUCUCGUGAAAAGUCAACAUCUGUUUCAGCUGAUUCAGCAAAACCAAAUAAUAACAAUAAUAAUGAACAACAGGAACAUUUGACAAAUGAAUUAAAACCAAAUACUCUAAAUAAAUCACCGCUUGAAAGUCCAUCUAGUCAAACGCGACCCGAUUCUCUUAGUUUAACUAGUUCAAUGAAAAUUAAUGAGAAUAAUGAAAACUCGAGCCCAAUGUCUAAAACUCGUAUAACUUUGUCUCGUAUUAAUACACUCGAUAAUACAACCGAUGAUGAAGCUGGUAAUUCAUCAGCUUCCUCGAGUCGUCGUCAAUCAAAAAUUAAUCAUCAUUUAAUACGUGUUACAAAUCAAUGGGGAUUAAAUGAUGAACAUAAUAAAUUGAAAAAUAGACGUUUAUCCACCGGAUCAUCAGCUAAGAGUGCAUUAUCAGGUGGAUAUAGAUUUCGCAACGGUUCAAUAACACAAGUAGUAGAUGUUCAACUACCAACCGUCAAUGAUAAACAGUAUUUAUUCGAAGUAUUAGUUGGAAGUUCAAGAAGUCACUUGUGGGAUCAGAUGCAAUAUUGGGAAGAUGUAUUUUUGGAUGCUGUUGCACAAGAACGAGAUAUUAUUGGAUUAGAUCAAGGACCAGCUGAAAUGAUGGAAAGAUAUAAUUCAUUGGCAAAUCCUGAGCGUAAACGUCUUGAAUUAGAUGAAGAUCGUUUAUUGGCUGUAAUGUUGUAUAAUUUAAUUGCAUUUAUGAUAAUGAUGCGCGUUAGUAAAGAAGAAAUUCGGCGAAAAAUUCGUCGUAUGCUUGGAAGAUGUCAUAUUGGUUUAGCUAUGAGUCAACAAGUGAAUGAAUUACUCGAUAAUAUACAUAAUCUGAAUGGAAAUGAUGUUGAUUUACGUCCAGCUGGUAGUCGAUUAUUACAAAAACAAAGUUUUACAGUACAUUGGGGUGUUGAUAAUACGGGUGAUAUGCUUUUUAUGGAGGUUUGGGAUGAUUGUAUUAUCGUACGAAGUGUAUUAGGCGAGGUCUACGAUCGAUGUUGGUUUGAAAAACUAGUAAAUAUGACAUUUUGUCCAAAAACAAAGGUUCUAUGUCUUUGGAGAAAAGCUGAGGGAGAAACACAACUAAAUAAAUUUUAUACAAAACGAUGUCGAGAAUUAUAUUUUUCAAUUAAAGAAGCAAUGGAAAAAGCUGCCACGCGAAUUACUGGUAGUCUCCCUGGAAAUCUCAAACGAAAUCUCACAAAACCCUAA